Messenger RNA from Acaulospora colombiana, 652 nucleotides. The record is from the annotation of a GenBank genome assembly. Lineage: Eukaryota; Fungi; Glomeromycota; Glomeromycetes; Diversisporales; Acaulosporaceae.
GAACAUUUGGAAUUGGUUCAUGCGGAACAUAGCAAAACAGAUGAAGUUUCAGUCACUGCUCUUGGUUUCCCGGACAAUGAAACUGCAGCUUUCUGGGUCGGAACCGAGGAGGGUAAUGUUUAUCAAGCUAACCGAUAUGGACGGGCUGGCGGCAAAGCCGGUAUUAAUCCAUACGAUUUUUACAAAGGACAUUGGGGUCCAAUUACCGGUCUUCAUUUUCACCCCCUGUUUGGUCCGGUUGAUUUUUCGGAUUUGUUUUUGACUUCUUCUGUAGAUUGGACUGUAAAACUAUGGAGAGCCAAAUCCAUUUCAAAACCAUCAACUUCUUUGCAAAAUAUUGCUCCAUUAUAUUCUUUUGAAGGAGCUGACGAUUAUGUGUAUGACGUCAAAUGGUCGCCUAGUCAUCCAGCACUUUUUGCAUCAGUAGAUGGCACGGGUAAAUUUGCUUUGUGGAAUCUGAAUGUUGAUGCCGAGGUUGGUCAAGGUAGGGCAUUGAACAAGAUUCAAUGGGAUAAAGAAGGACGCAAGACAGCAAUUGGAUCUUCGGAUGGUAGAGUUCACAUUUAUGACAUAGGAGAGUUGUCUCAACCGAGGAACGACGAAUGGAAUAUUAUGCAGAAAACCAUAUCAGAAAUGAUCGACACCACGGAAA